UGUCUUGUGCGUCCGUCUGGUUUGUAGGCGCCUCGUCAACACCACUCUACAACACACUUCACCUGUCAUUUUAGUGGGUGUUAUCUAGAGUAGAAGCUGAUUUUCAAUGACCCGGAAGGUAUUAGCAGUCGAAAUACAUUAAUCCGGAAAAUUUUAACAUCUACAAGACAUCAUCCCAUGGACCCGUCCAAGACAGAUGCUGAGGACUGGCGUGUGGACAUAGAAAUGAUGGAGCGUGAUGAGCUAGGAGGCACUGGAGACGGAGGAGGCCUUAGUGACGGAGGAGGACCUAAUGGCGUAGGAGGACCUAAUGACGGAGGAGGCCUUAGUGACGGAGGAGGACCUAAUGGCGUAGGAGGACCUAAUGACGGAGGAGGCCUUAGUGACGGAGGAGGAUCUAAUGACGGAGGAGGACCUAAUGACGGACUACUUCCGUUACUCAGGGCUAUCAAGCACCAUGACUUAAACCAGGUGAGGGAGGAGUUACUGCAGAGAGGUGAACUAGAGGCCAGAAAUUUGGUGUGUGGAAACCCCAAGUUUCUCCACACUGCUGCUUCCGUCCUGGACCUCGACAUCAUUAACCUGCUGCUGAGUCUUGGUGCCCAGGUGACGGCUGAGGACAAGGAAGGCAACACAGUGUUACACAGAGCGAUUGCUGCUCGACCUUGUGACAUCACCGCUCAAGACACCAUCCGGGAAAUACUAGAGAUUUUUCUGGCAGCUGGCGCAGACGUCAACUCAACCAACCAAAAAGAAGAGUCACCGCUUUACUUGGCUGCCCAUUUUCAGCUGCCAAAUAUCGUUAAUUUUUUGUUAUCAGAAAAGGCUAACCCGACGAAGGUGACGAAGGCGGGGGAUACUGUGGUACACGCAGCAUGUAACCCAGGUUGUGCCACCUGUCUUAAAUACCUCCUCAACACUGGCCGCGUCAGGCAUCUGGUGACGCAGCCAAACCACAAAGAUGUCCAACCAUUUAUGUACGCUCUUCAAAGUUGUUCAGCCAAAUGUUGUGAAAUUUUAUUGAACAAUGGGAACCACUUGACACGGACACACUGGAAUAAUAUCUCGAGCUGUUCAUACCUGAUCCAGUACCAACCUACCGCUACCGAACUCCUCACACGAGUAUUUGACGCCAACAUCAGAGAAUCCAAUCAGCAAAAGGACAACAAACUCCGCAUCAUUUUUAACUAUUCUGUGAUACUGCCACAGACGGAGGGCGGGAGACGGCCUGCACAGAAUCUGCUACAGAAGGCCACCACGAUACAGAGCUCCAUAAUAUCUGAUAUCAACAAUACGGAGGCAGAAUGUCUUCUCAAACACCCGCUCAUGGAGACGUUUAUUUACCUCAAAUGGGGUAAAGUUAAGCACAUAUUUCACGGUGAGCUUUUCAUAUUCGCCUUGUUUUUAUUGUGCCACACAGUUUACGUCGCUUCGGUGUACGGGGAGACGACGAGGAUGAUGAGCGAUCUCACUACCCAUCCACUGUUUCGAGGUUUUCAUGCAUUCCUUUACUGCCUCACGUUGAUUCCAGAGUUAAUCAUCGUUAUUUCACACUUCAAAAGUUAUUUCAAGUACAUGGAGACAUUGUUAACAGCUACAUCAGUAAUCUGUUCAGGGUAUAUUGUUUUCAGAAACAUUACGAUAACCGGGGCAUCAUUAGUGUCGAGCCUGAGCACCACAGCAUCAGGGAACGAAGAGAAAAACGGUGAAAAUGAACAGUUGUCAGUAGAGAGAACAGUGGCCGCCAUAUCAAUAUUCACUAGCUGGGUCAGGAUGAUGAUGUUGUGUGGUCGACUUGGUUUCUUUGGCUCUAACGUCCUUAUGUUCUCAAGAGUUGCUAAAUCAGCUGUGAAAUUCAUAGCGGGAUUUUCUGGUCUGUUGAUUGGUUUUUCAACGAGUUUCUUCAUCUUGUUCCCUGAAGAAACAGAAUUUAACACAUUUUGGAAGAGUUUGGCCAAGACACUCACGAUGAUGAUUGGGGAGAUAGACUACAGCAGUCUAGUGAAGAAAAAUACACCCUACAUCGUCUACAUAUUCUUAGUACUGUUUAUAUUCCUCGUAUGUGUCCUGAUGGCCAACUUGCUCAUAGGUUUGGCUGUAGACGACAUAGCUAACUUGAGGAGAAAUGGGGAGGUUGAGAAACUCUCCAGACAAGCCACGUUCAUUGUCACCUUUGAGAAUUUUGCCGUUUUUGCUCGAAACUCCAGGUUUUUCCCGCGCCGACUGGCAACAUACUUUAUUGAACUCCCAAAAGUGAAGGAUGAGAAAAGUUUCAAGAUAAAUGAGAUUAAAAGCAAAAAGUCGUUCCUCUGUAGGUAUGAUCUCCCGAGAGAAACAGUAGAAAAAGCCCAGUCAAUUGCAAAAUCCAACCAGACCCUUAAACACGAAGAACUUACAAUGACACCGCGGACAAUAUUAAACGAGAUAAAAAAGUUAAGAAAACAGCUUGAAAACUUUUCUACUCUGCUUCAGUUUCAGAACCAAAAUCAAAAGUAAAAAAAGUAAGUAAAAAGCAAAUAAGAAGUGAAGAAGCUACCCAGUUGUUCACUCCUCCAGUCCUCCUUAGCAACUGUUGGUCAAAUGGACACCUCUGAUCUAACCCUCACUCCUCUCGGGCUCUUGAUCUAACUAAUGACAAGUCCACACGAGAGAAUAUGGGAGGAGCUUAUUUUUCAUAUCCAAAAUAAAUGGACUUAAAUUAAUGUCAAAAAGAUUAAUGACUUAUUGUUCCCUUGUAGUCAAUACAGUAUAUUUAUGGUAAUUUUUUAGUGGGUAGUAUGUUUGUGUAUUUGUUUGAAUUAUUAUCCAGAAACGAGUCAUUGAAGAUAAAUGUAUUUGUCAGAAAUUUUCCGGUAGAACAGUAAUAUUUUCAUCUGCUAGUAAAGUCAAGUUUUGCUGAUAGUCAGAUUAAGUAGGUCAUAUCAGGUUAGACCAGGCUAGUUAAGUAAAGUAAGGUUUGGUUAGGUUAUGCACGGUUAGGUUAUGGUUGUGUUGCAUUGGAUUGGGUUGAGUUAGUUAGGUUAGUUUUGUUUGGGAUGAGUUGGGUUAGGUUUGGUAGGACUGGAUUAGGUUAGUUCAGGUUGGUUUGUGUUGGGUUAGCUUAGUUUAGGUUGGGUUAGAUUGAGUUGGGUUGUGUUGGGUUAGGUUAGUUCAGGUUGGGUUAGAUUUGGUAAGGUUGGGUAAGAUUAGGAAGGCCAUCCUGUUGUUGUGACCUUCACUUCUGAAUCUACGGAUGUUUCUGUUUACAGCUGAUGGUCUCAGUGGAUAUCCUGUAAUGUUUCAUCACUUUAUGAGUCUUUUCAAAUCCUUUAGUAGUAGUAGUAAUAAUAGUAGUAGUUAUAGUAGUAGUAGCUGUCGUUGUUGUAGAAGUAGUAGAUACCAUUGCUCUUAGGUACGGUUGGCCAAUGGAAGGCAUGCCCGCCCAUUGUAUGUGUGUGGAACAUCCUACGACCUCAACCACUCCACGGUGUACAGUACAAGAAGUGAGAUUUCGUUUGCACAAGGCAUGACGAAAUAAGGGACCUCACAGCCUAAUGAUUUUACUGAGGAGCCUCCUACCCGCUGAAAGAUUAAUGAACCACUGCCCACACUAUCUCCUUAACCAAUAGCGAAUUCAUAAUAACUGUAAAUUAAUCACAAGUAACACUAAACAUUUUUAUAUCUGUUGUUUUUGUUGUCUUAGUCAUUAUACUUAUUAAACUCAAUAAAAUCUA
Homarus americanus (American lobster) is the source of this 3713-nucleotide messenger RNA. Its product is annotated as transient receptor potential channel pyrexia-like. Gene Ontology annotation, biological process: monoatomic ion transport; transmembrane transport. NCBI's taxonomy places the organism in Eukaryota, Metazoa, Arthropoda, Malacostraca, Decapoda, Nephropidae. Gene Ontology annotation, molecular function: protein binding; monoatomic ion channel activity. Gene Ontology annotation, cellular component: membrane. The transcript has 4 exons. The coding region runs from base 178 to 2496 and encodes 772 amino acids. The record is from RefSeq and is a predicted model, not a curated record.